This is a messenger RNA of Cylicostephanus goldi, 162 nucleotides long. The record is from the annotation of a GenBank genome assembly. Lineage: Eukaryota; Metazoa; Nematoda; Chromadorea; Rhabditida; Strongylidae.
GGAGCGCGUGGUCCAGACGGACCAGCUGGACCAGCUGGACCUCGUGGUUCAGCGGGACAAGAUGGAGCGUACUGCCCUUGUCCGCCAAGAACUAUAAAAACGCCAAGGAUGAUCGAUUUUUACGACGAUAUUGUAGAGUUGGAUAAUAUCGAAGGUAGCUGA